Messenger RNA from Suncus etruscus (white-toothed pygmy shrew), 1047 nucleotides. RefSeq names its product LRP2 binding protein (gene LRP2BP). Bases 1 to 1047 code for a protein of 348 amino acids. The transcript is spliced from 8 exons. The record is from RefSeq and is a predicted model, not a curated record. Gene Ontology annotation, molecular function: protein binding. Lineage: Eukaryota; Metazoa; Chordata; Mammalia; Eulipotyphla; Soricidae.
AUGAAGCUGACUAGCGAAAGGAUGCCCAAGAACCCCUUUACAUGCUGUUCAUUGCAGAAUGGUGCUAUAAAACAAAGAUUCUUCCAACAGAUCGAGGAGAAGCCUGAUCAUUACCACCAUGCUGAAUUGGUGCAAAAAGCACUGACACUUUUGCAAAAAAGAAUACUGAAUGGGGAUGUAAUGGCAUAUUUCUUACGAGGUCAAUUAUAUUUUGAAGAGGGGUGGUAUGAAGAAGCAUUAGAACAGUUUGAAGAAAUCAAGGAAACUAGCCAUCAAGCAAUAUACCAACUAGGAGUUAUGUAUUAUGAUGGGCUGGGGACAGAGGCAGAACCUGAAAAAGGAGUGGAGUAUAUGAGGAAAAUUAUUGAUUCUUUGUGCCCCAAAGCAAGACACUUAAAAUUUGCAGCUGCUUACAAUCUUGGAAGGGCUUAUUAUGAAGGAUGUGGAGUUAAAAGAUCAGAGGAGGAAGCAGAAAGACUGUGGCUUUUAGCUGCAGACAAUGGAAAUCCAAAAGCUAGUGUGAAGGCUCAAGGAAUCCUAGGAUUGUAUUAUUCAACAAAGGAACCUAAAGAUUUAAAAAAGGCAUUUUAUUGGCAUUCAGAAGCAUGUGGCAAUGGAAAUCUGGAGUCCCAGUGUGCUCUUGGGCUCAUGUAUUUCUACGGAGAAGGCAUCGGCCAGGACACAGAAUUUGCCCUGCAAUGCUUGAAGGAAGCUGCUGAGCGUGGAAAUGUCUACGCUCAGGGGAUUCUUGUGGAGUAUUAUUAUAAGAUGAAAUUUUUUACCAAGUGUGUUGCAUUUUCCAAAAGGAUUGCUGACUAUGAUGAAGUUCAUGACAUUGCCAUGAUAGCCCAGGUUACAGACUGCCUCCCGGAGUUCAUCAGCAGAGGCAUGGCCACAGCAUCUUUCUACUAUGCCCGCUGUCUUCAGCUUGGCUUGGGCAUCACAAAGGAUGAAAAGAUAGCUCAACACUAUUUUGAUAAAGCUUGUCACCUAAAUCUUGCAUUGGCUGAUGAACUUCAUGAUUCAGUUAUUCAUCAAAGAAUUUAG